Onychostoma macrolepis is the source of this 2147-nucleotide messenger RNA. Its product is annotated as CD209 antigen-like protein C. The transcript has 4 exons. The record is from RefSeq and is a predicted model, not a curated record. NCBI's taxonomy places the organism in Eukaryota, Metazoa, Chordata, Actinopteri, Cypriniformes, Cyprinidae. Bases 1613 to 2125 code for a protein of 170 amino acids.
GUGUACAGUAUGUACAUUGAGUACUGCUGUUCAGUUGGCUCGUUUGAGGCAAAAUUUAUUUUUAUUUUUGAUACAUUUGUAUUUUUAAAUACAUAAAUCUUUUUAUUUUAUUAGAAUGAAUUUGUCUUUCAUCAGAUUUACCAAAUGUUAUAACUUCUGUUUGUGCUGGUCAAUUAUGAACAAUAGGUAAAAUUGAACUGCUAGCAAAAACUUGGGUGCUGCAAAUAUUUGAGUUGCUCCUCCCCUUUGACUUGCCCCUCCCCUUUGAGUGACUCCUCCCCUUUGUGUGGCCCCUCCCCUAAUCUCACUCUAAACUUUCGCUAUAACUUGAGAGCCCUGCGAAAUUGUUUCGCAUGCUGCAACGGUCGUGAUAUGACGUCAUGCUGUGCAGCGUCUUUUUAAAAACUUAAAUUCAACACGUAACAUAUAAUAAUACAUCUAAAAUGUAAAAACAUACAAUCUACUCCACUUUCCUGCAGCGCUGCAGUUUUCUUUGAAUUCAGACAGAAGGUCAUGCUUUGACGCAUCGAUCUGCCGUUGGUCACAUGGUAUCACGUGAUGCGAAUUCGCAGGCCAGAGUUCACCAAGCUUGAACUUUGGAACGCAGCGAAAUGCGAAAACUUUUCGCACGGGCUUGCGUUUCCGGUCUGACGCAUUCGCAUGCGUAUGAAUGGAAGUCAAUGGAGCGAAAAGAGCAGUGUGACCGCGGCUUAAGACUUUUAAGACAAUAACCAACCAAAUGUGUUUUCUGGAGAAUCUCUAACCUGAUUCCUCCUCUUACAUUUGCUCUGUCAAUGCUGAACUAACAUGAGAAAGAACAACACAAAAGCUCAUGUACAUCUUAAUCAGGUCAUGAACUAACUUCAGAACAGCCGCAGUGUAUGAUGAGAUGCCAUAAGCUCACAGUUCAGUUGGAUGCUCCUGUAGGGUCUCCUUGCUGUCAGGAGCAGUGAGGUUCAUCUGAACUCAGCAGGUCUGUUGGUAGAGGUGGUUGUGUAAAGGUAUAGGCAAGCUAAGAAAAGCAAAAUACUUGUCUUAAAAUGCAUGUCUUGUAUGAGUUGGUGGCUUUGAAGGAUAGGGCAACCACAGACUCUCAACAGGGUUUUCAGCAUUAGUUUUACGAAUCAAAUGAUUCACUGCUAAGAUCUGACUAACAGCAAUGAUUCCUAAAUCAGGCAUCACUACUUUUCUCAGGGUGGACUUCAAGUUUUGCAGGGAAUGGAAUGUUAUAUAUUAACUUUGAGGAGUAUUUUCAUUCAAAAGCCUGAUAAUACUUUUCACUUCUUAUAAACAUGGUUAAGCCCAGCAAGUGCUAAAGACUUGAGUGAUUUUGAACCUAACACACUGACAUCCGAUCAGUACCGUUCUACCAAUCUAACUAAAAAUAUAACAAUGUGCAAAACAACGAAGUGUUAAACCAAGCAACACCAGAUCAUGUGACCGCUACUAUAACGGUGAAGCGGUAUGAAACGGGCAUAAGCAGACAGGAUAUGACAUGCUAUUACUCUUUGUCACAUUUUCAGCUCAUCUGCUAAGAGUAGAGUCUUAAAAAGAUCACACAUUAGAAACACACACAGACAGCUUCCAUCAUUUAAGGGCAAGCCACCCAAAAAUGUAUGAGGAUACUUAUGCCAAUAUAAACGCUGAUAGGACAUUGGAUAAUGACAGACACAACAAGAGAGACCAAACACCUCAACACACAGGAAGUGACUGCUCCAAAGCAGCUGUAGUGUGUUUGGGUCUGCUGUGUGUUCUUCUGCUGACUGCAGUCAUAGUGCUGUGUGUCCACAUCUAUACAAAGAGCACAGACUACACAGAAGAGAGAGAUGAGCUACUAACCAAGAUCACCAACCUUACAGAAGCGAGAAACCAGAUAUUAACCAAGUACAUAAACGUGACAAAUGAAAGGGACGGAUUAUUAAUCAAGAAUGACAACCUGACUAAACAAAAAGAUCAGUUCAGUCAACUGCAGAAGGUUCUCAAUGAAACAGAUGGAUGGUUAUACUCUAACUUCAGCUUUUACUUCAUUUCCUCACUGAAGAAGAGCUGGACUGAGAGCAGAAGAUACUGUACAGAGAGAGGAGCAGAUCUGAUCUUCAUAAACAACAGAGAGGAAGAAAUCUGAUGGAUGGCCAGGUGCAUGUGCA